Ruditapes philippinarum (Manila clam) is the source of this 863-nucleotide messenger RNA. RefSeq lists its product as uncharacterized. Lineage: Eukaryota; Metazoa; Mollusca; Bivalvia; Venerida; Veneridae. The record is from RefSeq and is a predicted model, not a curated record. The coding region runs from base 108 to 863 and encodes 251 amino acids. The transcript is spliced from 3 exons.
ACCAAUCAAAUGCUGGUGGAUGCAUGUACAAUCUAUUACUAAUAAUAGUAACAUAAAAAUAAACAAAGGAAAUUUACAUGGCGGAUUCUUGAAAUAUUUCGAGAAAUAUGCCGUUAUACUGCAUAGUUAAAGGGUGUAAAAACGUGUCGGGUGGAGGGGCUAAUGUCAAAUUUCACCGUUUACCGGUAAAUAAUUUACAGAACUGUAAAGAAUGGUUAAUCAGGGCAGGAAUGACUGAAAAAGAAGCUUCAAUAGUGACCGUGAAACAAUGCCGUUCAUGGCGAAUAUGCUCAGCACAUUUUCAGUCGUCACGUCAAUCUAAUGAGCCGUUUCUCCCAACAAUCAGUAUUCCAGAUUAUGAAAGAAAACAAACUGCAGCUACACUCUUACAACUAGGGGUUUCACAAGAUACAGCUUUACCGUCAACCAGUCAUGCUAACACACACAAUUUGGUACCAGAGACAUGUUCGACUGAUACAUCUACCGAAGUAGAACCUGGUGAUAAACAGCCACAAAUAUUGAAAAAAGGUGCAUCUAAAAGAAAAUUGUUUAGAGAAGCAGAGGCUCAGGUUACUCCUAAAGGACAAAAGAAACAACGCACAAAGGGUCUUCAGAGAACUCCACCUGCUUCUAAGUAUACUGAAAUCACUCCAAAGUCUAGACGCUCAACCAUGUGUAAUACUGAAAUAAGACUUUCUAAAGAUGUACAGACAGUUCUUCCUUCUAAAAUUUUUAUUAGUCAAAGAACUGUCUCCACACAGACAGUGUUUGCAACUGAAAAUGAAAGUGUCCAGGCAUGUAUAGAGAAAAUUGAAUUGUUGAAAACUUGUGACAAAGAAUUUAAAAAAAAUCACUGGUAUUGA